CCCACCAGUCUCGUACCCAGAGCCGCGCGAAGCGUCAAUAGAUAUAGAAACAACAUCUGAAAGCUAUAGAGGUCGCGUGUCGUAAAAAGCAAGAGUCAUGGAGGUUAACUUAUCGUCAAAGCGAUGGGCAAAUGACAGACAAGUAACCCAUGCCAAGUCCCCACAGCCAGACCUGCGUAGGAAACUCAGCAUAGUCACAUAUAACACACUUGCCGACUGCUAUAUCCCACAAGCCGACAUGUACCCUCACACUGAACUAAAGUUCUUGUUCAGGGAUGGAAUCAGUUCUAGAAGACACCAUUUACUGACGGAAGAGAUAAGGUGGUUAAACGCCGACAUUUUUUGUCUACAAGAGCUGGACGACUGGUACUACAAUGGUAUUAUUGAUAAAUUCAUGGACUCUUUGGGGUACAGUGGCGUGUAUAUGAAGAAAGCAGAUCCAAAGCUGGAUGGAUUGGCAAUAUUUUACCGAAGGAGCAAAUUUAAGAAAGCGAAAACAGAUAUGGUUUUGCUUAGUGAUUUUAUAGAUAAGCUCACCGGGGAUAAGAAAAUGACCGGGUACAAAACUGGACAUGUGUUGCUGAUGGUGGCUCUCGAGUCCCUUGAGGACGGCUCAAUACUUGCUAUAGGUAAUACACACAGCCUAUGUCAUCUAGGAAAGCAUGUUAUCACCACUACAGCACAGAUUCUAUGUGCGGCACAGGCUAUGCUGAAGUUUGUCCAGUCGCUACAGUCAACAACAGAUGAUAGGGUCCCUUAUGUUUUGUGUGGUGACUUUAAUAUCGAGCCCCAGUAUCCAAUCUACAACUUACUAGAAGAAGGAACUUUAAAUAAAGAUACACUGCGUCAAUUAGAUUACAUUGUGCCAGACCCAACUUUUACUGUGGAAGAUAAGUUAUGCAAAGAAGAGGAAAAGCUACUUUCACUUAUAGAGGAACAUCUAACCAGUUCACCACUAAAAGUAAAGAGUGCUUACAACAGAGUGUUGGAUAAAGAAUCUGGAUACACGUCGUACUGCUUGGGUCAGGGAUCUGUAUUGGACUACAUCUGGCUAUCGGCAGACAUAGAGCCAGUUUCAGUUCUGGAGGUGCCGAAACCAGACAGCAUUAACCCUCAUGGUGCAAUACCAAGCAACACAUACCCCUCUGAUCAUUUCUCUCUCAAGGCAGAAUUGGUGUAUUAGUAUCUUCAAAACAGUUGUAAAAUAUACAAAUAAGAGGAACACUUCUUGGUGAAAUGACCCACUUUUUGUCCACCAAGGGGGGUUCAUGCACCCCCCUGUGUAUGCGCCUGAUAGGGAUAAUGGGGCUGAGAAAUAAAUACUGAAAAUCUA
This is a messenger RNA of Nematostella vectensis (starlet sea anemone), 1333 nucleotides long. Its product is annotated as carbon catabolite repressor protein 4 homolog 4. Gene Ontology annotation, molecular function: 3'-5'-RNA exonuclease activity. The record is from RefSeq and is a predicted model, not a curated record. Bases 98 to 1183 code for a protein of 361 amino acids. NCBI's taxonomy places the organism in Eukaryota, Metazoa, Cnidaria, Anthozoa, Actiniaria, Edwardsiidae. The transcript is spliced from 5 exons.